CUAUACAUGAACCCAGCCCAGCUGGGCUACUACGGAUCAUACCAUUCCCUGGCCACGGAGGGGGGAGCGAUGGGAGGAGCCAUGGUGACAUCACACUCCAUGAUGGCCCUGAGUGGUCAGCAGCAGAACGGCAUGAUGGGAGGCCAACAGCAAAGCGUUAUGGGUUCUCAGCAGAAUGGAAUGGUGGCAUCACAACAGAAUGGCUUCAUGGCUCAACAGGAUGUCAUGGGGCAAGCAGUCAACACGUCCCCGUUCAUGGCAGGAGUGCCACACAGCAUGAUGAAUCAUCAGCAAAGCAUUAUGGGAGCUCAGCAGAGUGUUAUGAUGGGAGCUCAGCAGAGCGGCAUGAUGGGAGCUCAACAGAGCGGCAUGAUGGGAGCUCAGCAGUGCGGCAUGAUGGGAGUUCAGCAGAGCGGCAUGAUGGGAGCUCAGCAGAGAGGCAUGAUGGGCGCUCAGCAGAGAGGCAUGAUGGGAGCUCAGCAGAACGGCAUGAUGGGAGCUCAGCAGAACGGCAUGAUGGGAGUUCAGCAGAGCGGCAUGAUGGGAGCUCAGCAGAGCGGCAUGAUGGGAGCUCAGCAGAGCGGCAUGAUGGGAGCUCAGCAGAGCGGCAUGAUGGGAGUGCAACAUAACGGCAUCAUGGGAGCACAGCAACAAAGCAUCAUUGGACGUCAACAGAAAGGCAUGACGGGCGGAGUGGUGUCCGUGCCUCAGCAGGUACAGCAGGAUCAGUGCGCCAUCACUCAGAUGACCCAGCACAUGGCGGGGGUGAACUUCUACGGCACCAACGCCAUGACGGGAUACGGCAGUCAGCACACUGGCGGACCAAAGACUCAAAGCUCCAACCACAUGACAAAGUCUCACGUCUGGAAGUGAUGUCAUCACCCGAAGAGGAAGUUGAUGUCACUGAGCAGCAGUGGUGCUUGGAAGGUUUCGGGGACUUUUCGAAUGAACUUUCCAUCAGACAUUUUAGAUAACAUGGGAGGAGGAUGAGGGUGGGAAAUUUACUUAGGCGCGCUUUCGAUCUCUCCUCUCCUCUCCUCUCCUCUCCUCUCCUCUCCUCUCCUCUCCUCUCCUCUCCUCUCCUUAUUUCAGAGCCAUUUCCAUGCUUGCCUUCAGAUCAUUCUACGACCAAUCAAAGGACAGGGCUCAGAGUUGAAGACAUCACAGAGGUCAUACUGAACUGGGACCACAGCAUCUCAUAUCCAGUGUGCGUGUGCGUGUGUGCGUGUGUGUGUUGUUGUGUGUGCAUGCUUACCCAUCCAACUGAACUAUUCCUGGUGAACUCAUCCAACUGAACUA
Oncorhynchus masou masou (cherry salmon) is the source of this 1299-nucleotide messenger RNA. RefSeq names its product stromal membrane-associated protein 2-like. NCBI's taxonomy places the organism in Eukaryota, Metazoa, Chordata, Actinopteri, Salmoniformes, Salmonidae. Bases 7 to 873 code for a protein of 288 amino acids. The transcript is spliced from 2 exons. The record is from RefSeq and is a predicted model, not a curated record.